UAUAUAACAAAUAAUUUGAGCCUCAGAACUACCAUCACAAUGGCAAUGAUCUGUUCUUUGAGUAACGAGGUACCGGAGGAACCGGUCAUUUCCCUCACCAGCAAACACAUCUUCGAGAAGAGAUUGCUGGAGAAGUAUAUCUCUGAGAAUGGCACUGAUCCCAUCAACGGGGAGCCGCUCUCUGACGAGCAGAUUGUACCGAUAAACACAUCACCAGUUCAGCGACCCAGACCUCCAACUGCCACCAGCAUUCCUGCCAUUCUUAAGAUACUGCAGGAUGAAUGGGACGCAUGUAUGCUGCACAGUUACACACUGCGACAACAGUUGCAGAUGACGCGCCAGGAGUUGAGUUACGCGCUCUAUCAACACGACGCUGCUUGUCGUGUUAUCGCCCGUCAGGAUAAGGAGGUGACUGCUGCCCGAGAAGCUUUGGCCACACUGAAACCACAAGCAGCGCUAGCUGCACAGCAACCUGCUGCACCAGCACCUGCACCUGUCCAUGUUGCUGCACCUGCAGAACCUGCUAGACCUGAACCAAUGGAGGUGGAGACCCAGCUUGUACCAAUUGGCUUGUCUGAUGAAGUGCUCCAGCAGCUGCAACAGACCCACGUUAAGCUCACGUCACUCCGUAAGAAGAGGGGUAAGGAGAUGCCAGAGGGCCUCCCCACUGCUCAGCAACUCAAACAUUACACUCAAACCUCCUCCCAUCCUGGCCUUCACAGUGCAAGUUUGCCGGGUAUAUUGUGUCUGGAUCUGCUUCCUAACACCAAGAGAACAGUAACUGGAGGAGCUGAUAGGAACAUUGUGGUAUUUGACAAGGAGAACGAGAAGAUCGUCUGUACUCUUAAAGGUCACACGAAGAAGGUUACAAACGUGGUGGCUCAUCCCAACGAGAAGACCAUCAUCUCCGCCUCUCCGGACAGCCAUGUCCGUAUCUGGGAUAUCGGAGAAGAGACCUGUAAACACACACUCCGGAUACACGAUGGUCCGGUAACCGGACUUUCUCUCCAUCCCACUGGGGAUUACAUGCUGAGUUGUUCUGCUGAUCAGCACUGGGGAUUUUCUGAUAUUGAACAUGGAAAACUGUUGUGUAAGGUAGCUGACCAAUCUGUAUCCCACGGUUUAACCUGCUGUCAGUUCCAUCCUGAUGGUCUUAUCUUCGGAACGGGAACCUCCGACUCUCUGGUUAAGAUCUGGGAUUUCAAGGAACAGAAGAGUGCUGCUAACUUCCCCGGUCACAGUGGUCCCAUAUCUGCUAUUGCUUUCUCUGAGAAUGGAUACUAUCUUGCUACUAGUGCUGAUGAUGAAGUUGUGAAACUAUGGGAUCUGAGGAAGUUGAGGAACUUCAAGACCAUCUCUUUGGACGAUAAGUACACAGUUCGAGGACUGACGUUUGAUAACAGUGGUCACUACUUGGCUGUAGCUGGACCUGAUGUCAGAGUUUAUCAGAUCAGCAAACAAUGCGAUCUUGUCGUGACAUGGGACGCUCACACCCAAGAUUCCACGGACGUUAGGUUUGGUCCGGACGUAAACUACGUGGCUAGUGUUUCCAACGACCGUACCCUCAAGUUCUACGCAGCUAAUUAGAUCAUUACCAGCUAAUUAGCAGAGGAUCUGAUUAAAUUAUGAUUAGAAUCUACGGCUUAUUUGUGUCGAUCAGCUGAUCGGUAUAUACGCGGGGGGUACCAAGUGCCGGACAUCACGUCGACUAAGUGUAGUUUUGGAUAUUUUUCACUAGACCCACCCACCCCCUUUGCGGUACUAACUGUUUUUUUGGAUAAUACGUAAGACACCCACCCCUUUUGCCGCCUUUUGCGGUACUAACUGUCGAAAAAUCGUGGUACUAACUGUUUUUUGGUAUAUAGAAUAAGAUACCCACCCAUAAAUUGCUUUAAACAGCUCAUUAAACAUUGGAAAUGGGAAAAUUAUACCCACUAUUUAGUAGGGGUUUUGUUUUCAAUGUAGUCGAAUUAGAUAAAAAGUUACACACAAAAUUUUAAAAUUACAAAAAACCCAAAAAAAAACUCAAAAAAACCUCAAAACCCAUUCCCAAAAUUGAAAUUCGAGGUAAAAUGGUUUUUUUUUGGGGUUGGACACCCAAAAAAUGAACCCCUUAGUACCAUGUACUAACUGUUUUUCUGGAAAAUGGGCAGUAGACCCACCAGUUAGUACCAUGUACUAACUGUUUUUCUGGAAAAUGGGCAGUAGACCCACCAGUUAGUACCAUGUACUAACUGUGUUUUUGGGAGAAAAAAUGAC
Messenger RNA from Bolinopsis microptera, 2259 nucleotides. Its product is annotated as pre-mRNA-processing factor 19-like. Gene Ontology annotation, cellular component: U2-type catalytic step 1 spliceosome; cytoplasm; Prp19 complex. Gene Ontology annotation, biological process: mRNA splicing, via spliceosome; protein ubiquitination; DNA repair. The transcript is spliced from 11 exons. The coding region runs from base 40 to 1587 and encodes 515 amino acids. Gene Ontology annotation, molecular function: ubiquitin protein ligase activity; protein binding. NCBI's taxonomy places the organism in Eukaryota, Metazoa, Ctenophora, Tentaculata, Lobata, Bolinopsidae. The record is from RefSeq and is a predicted model, not a curated record.